Messenger RNA from Aspergillus ibericus CBS 121593, 7738 nucleotides. RefSeq names its product alpha-1,3-glucan synthase Ags2 (gene ags2). Gene Ontology annotation, biological process: fungal-type cell wall (1->3)-alpha-glucan biosynthetic process. The coding region runs from base 1 to 7269 and encodes 2422 amino acids. Gene Ontology annotation, cellular component: fungal-type cell wall. The record is from RefSeq and is a predicted model, not a curated record. Lineage: Eukaryota; Fungi; Ascomycota; Eurotiomycetes; Eurotiales; Aspergillaceae. The transcript has 6 exons. Gene Ontology annotation, molecular function: alpha-1,3-glucan synthase activity.
AUGAAGUGGGGGACUGCAGGCUCGCUGCUUGCGCUCUUCGUAUCGACAACAACAGGCUGGCCCUAUGAAGCAUCCUUGGUUGACUAUAACCUCAAUGUAAACCAAACUGCGACUAGCCCUUUCGACUACUCGCCACCAACAUGGCCGGGUCACAACUAUACGGCCUCGCCAAAGAACUGGCGGUUUCCGUUCUACACGAUCAUGCUGGACCGUUGGGUGAAUGGUGAUCCUACCAAUGAUAAUAUCAACGGAACUCUUUUCGAACAUGACCUCAACUCGAAUCAGAUGCGUCAUGGGGGUGACGCAGUGGGGUUGGUCGAUACGUUGGAUUAUCUACAAGGCAUGGGGAUCAAGGGUAUCUACCUCGCAGGUACUGUCCUGAUGAACCAGCCUUGGGGUGCGGAUGGCUACUCAAUUUUGGACACCACUCUUCUCGAUCAGCAUUACGGAACUAUUCAGAUAUGGAGGAACACGAUAGACGAGAUUCACAGACGCGGGAUGUAUGUCCUAUUUGAUAAUACGGUUGCAACCAUGGGAGAUUUGAUUGGCUUCGAAGGUUAUCUCAAUGUGACAACCCCAUUCUCAGUCAAGGAGUACAAGACCCUGUGGAAAUCGAAUCGUGAAUAUGUCGACUUUCGCCCCGGUAAUAGCUACAACGAAACCUGUGAUUACCCGCGCUUCUGGAACGAGACUGGCUAUCCAGUGGACGACUCCGUCUACAAGGAGCUUGUUGGGUGUUACGACAGUGAUUUCGACCAAUACGGCGACCUCGAAGCCUUCGGUGUCUAUCCGGACUGGCAGCGUGAGCUGACCAAAUUCGCUUCAGUCCAGGAUCGUUUGCGCGAGUGGCAUCCCAGUGUCCGGGACAGAAUCAAGCUCCAUUCCUGCAAUAUCAUCAAGGCUCUUGAUAUCGACGGCUUUCGGUACGAUAAGGCCACACAAGCCACCGUGGAUGCUCUGGCAGACAUCUCCAACACUUAUCGGGAAUGCGCUCGCAGUGUCGGGAAGGAAAACUUCUUUUUGCCUGGCGAAAUUACUGGUGGAAAUAACUUUGGUUCGGUUUACCUUGGCCGUGGCAGACAGCCCAACCAAUACCCGGCAUCUGCGAUGGAUGCCAUCAACAUGACGAACCAGUCUUCUUCAAAGUACUUCUUGCGCGAACCGGAACUUGAAGCAAUUGACGGUGCUGCCUUUCAUUAUUCGGUCUAUCGCACCCUUACCCGCUUUUUGGGCAUGAGUGGUAAUCUGGCUGCGGGCUAUGAUACUCCGUUGGAUUGGGUGGACGCUUGGAAUGUCAUGAUGCAAACCAACGAUUUGAUCAACGCAAACACCGGAAAAUUCGACCCCAGACACAUGUACGGAGUCACGAAUCAGGAUGUUUUCCGUUGGCCUGCCAUUGAAUGGGGUGUCGAGCGAAACCUCUUGGGAAUCUUCAUUACGACACUGCAAAUGCCUGGCAUCCCGCUUCUGCUUUGGGGAGAAGAGCAAGGCUCUUACAUUCUAGAUGCCACUGCAGAUAACUAUGUCUAUGGCCGUCAAGCAAUGUCGCCUGCUACAGCAUGGAAGACCCAUGGAUGCUCUGCUAUCGACGAUACCCAAUAUUACGACUGGCCGAUCACCAAAGGUCGGGAGGGCUGUAAUGAUAUUACCGUGACUUACGAUCACCGUGAUCCAUCUCACCCCAUCCGCAACAUCAUCAAGCAUAUGUAUCAGAUGCGGAAGAACUAUCCUAUCUUGAAUGACGGGUAUUCGCUACAGACCCUAUCCAAGCAAACAACGAACAUCCUCUAUCCAGGUUCAUAUGGCGUGGAAACCGAAACUGGAAUGUGGUCCAUCUUGCGAGACCGGGUCUCAAGUGUCCAGGACCUGGGCUCUGACGAGGACAACCAGUCUGUGUGGUUGGUUUAUCAGAAUGACAACAAGACUGUCGAGUACACGUUUGACUGCGGAAGUAACGCAAGUGCUUUGAUCGCCCCAUUUCCCACAGGGACCACCGUCAAGAACUUGUUCUAUCCUUUUGAUGAGCACACAUUGAAGGACAGCCCAAAGAGACUCCACCUGAACGGCUCCAAGGAACUUAAUGGAUGCCUUGACAGUCUCACACUGAAGGCCUUUGAUUACAGAGCAUACAUCCCCAAGGCUCGAUUUGUUGGCCCUUCACCCAUGAUCACCAAAUUCACACCCGGCCAUGACGUACCCCUCCUUUCUUCGGUUGCGGUUGAUGAGGCAGAGGACAUUGAUGUGAGCAUCGAAUUCUCUACAAAAAUGGACUGUGACUCCGUCACACAGUCUAUUACGCUUACGUCGCAAACGGAGUCUGGUAAAACGCCUUCUAUCGACAAAGGAAGUGUCAGCUGCAAAAGUCUCACUGUUGCUUCCAACGACACGCAGUACAUUGGUCAAAUCCCAAGUGCCUGGGCGUGGUCCGCAAAGCUGACCGGGGUGUACAAUGGAGUCCACAAAUUGACUGUCAAGAAUGCCACCAGCUCUGAUAAGAAGGACUCUACGGCGGCCGUGGAUCACUUUCUGUUUCGCGUCGGUCAAAGUGACAAUCCGAUAGUGUUUACCACUGCCAAUUACUCCACCAGCAUUCUGCACCAAUACGAUAAUGGAACACUCUACGUUCAGCACAAGGCAGCUGGGGCCAACAAGUACCGUUACUCAACAAACUGGGGAACCACGUUUUCGGGGUGGCUCAACUACACCGGCGGUAAUGACACCAUUGAGGAGUUGCCUUGGUCCGGUACAGAAAAGCAACGGUGGAAGGGCAAACAUGUGCGAGUCGAAUACUGGAGCCAACUGACCGGCAGCAGCGACUAUGUCCAAGAGGGUGAUUAUGACUGGAAUGGGCCCAAGAGACGCUUCCCGCACUUUUUCUUCAAUGGCCCUUAUAACCAGUACGGUUUUGACGCUGGUUUGGAUAAUGUUGUGAAGCAAGACAGUGAAGGUUACUGGAACUUCAAGGUCGUGGCUGAGUACCCAGCACAAGGUCAAUUCAACGUCUGGGGCAUGGAUCCAAAUGGGCAGCCAGAUGAGUCGUUUGUCUUCGGUGAUGUGGACGGUGAUGGAGUCUUGGAUCGCAUGCCUCCUUCAUCGCUUAGCAAACUGUCUGUCAACAUCACGAAGAUCCCCCCAUACCCAUACCUCGUUUGGAACGUUCAUCUGGAUGAUGGAAAUAUGCGGCUUAAUCUCGAGCCCACUGGUUCUCGGAUUGUCCAACUAAUCGUGUAUAUCCUCCUGUGGCUGGUACCGAUCGUGACGGCUGCAGCUUGCGUCUACGCCUUCAUGAAGUCGUUCUAUCAAGUGAAGUUCAACCAGGUCGGAGUGGUCGAAAAGAAAUCCUUUUUUGCAGCAAUCUUUGGCAAGCGGAGCCGCGACGGUCAAUCCACGAAUGCCCUGGUACGCUUGGCUAACAGGUCAGGAUUCCUUCAGAGUACGUCUGCCUUCGGCGUAGGAGCAGCACGGAAGAGGACGACACUUAUUGCGACCAUGGAAUAUGACAUCGAAGACUGGGGCAUCAAAAUCAAGAUUGGUGGCUUAGGUGUUAUGGCCCAGCUAAUGGGGAAGCACCUGGGACAGCAAAACCUCAUCUGGGUUGUUCCAUGUGUUGGUGGAGUGGACUACCCGGUUGACCAGCCUGCCGAAUCGAUGUAUGUCACAGUCCUUGGCGAUCAGUACGAGGUCAAGAUUCAGUAUCACGUUGUGAAGAACAUCACUUAUGUUCUGCUGGACGCUCCGGUUUUCCGCCAACAAUCAAAGGCCGAGCCUUACCCUGCUCGCAUGGAUGAUCUGGACAGUGCGAUCUACUACUCUGCGUGGAACCAGUGUAUCGCCGAAGCGAUCAGACGUUUCCAAAUCGAUCUGUAUCACAUCAAUGACUACCAUGGGUCUAUUGCUCCUCUGUACCUCUUGCCCCAAACAAUUCCGGUCUGCCUUUCGCUUCACAAUGCUGAGUUCCAGGGACUUUGGCCCAUGCGCACUCAGAAGGAGAGAGAUGAGGUCUGCUCAGUCUUCAAUCUCGACACUGGCACCGCAAGGCGCUACGUCCAGUUUGGUGAGGUCUUCAAUAUGCUUCAUGCCGGAGCAAGCUACCUCCGUAUCCAUCAACAAGGGUUCGGAGCCGUUGGUGUUUCCAGGAAAUACGGCAAACGCACAUAUGCACGUUAUCCUAUCUUCUGGGGUCUGAAGAAGGUAGGCAACUUGCCGAACCCUGAUCCCUCUGAUACCGGAGAAUGGAACAAGGAGCUGCCAAAGGAGAGUGAGAUUCAGGUUGAUCCGCUUUACGAAGCUAGCAGAGCAGAGCUGAAACGGCAAGCGCAAGAAUGGGCCGGCUUGGAACAAAAUCCCAAUGCAGACCUGUUGGUCUUUGUGGGCCGUUGGUCCAUGCAAAAAGGCGUGGACCUUAUUGCUGAUGUGAUGCCUGCUGUUUUGGAAGCACGUCCCAACGUACAACUGAUCUGCGUUGGUCCAGUCAUUGACCUUUAUGGUAAAUUUGCUGCAUUAAAACUGGACCGCAUGAUGAAGGCCUACCCUGGGCGUGUCUUCUCAAAGCCGGAAUUUACAGCCCUCCCACCGUACAUUUUCUCUGGAGCCGAGUUUGCAUUGAUUCCAUCGCGCGAUGAGCCAUUUGGGCUUGUUGCUGUUGAGUUCGGCCGAAAGGGUGCCCUGGGUAUUGGUGCACGUGUUGGUGGCCUUGGUCAAAUGCCUGGCUGGUGGUAUAACAUCGAAUCCACAACGACGUCUCACCUUUUGCACCAGUUCAAACUUGCUAUUGGAAGUGCCUUGAACUCCAAGCCUCAAGUUCGGGCGAAGAUGCGGGCUCGGUCUGCCAAGCAGCGAUUCCCAGUCGCUCAGUGGGUUGAGGACCUAGAGAUCCUCCAGUCCACUGCAAUGCGGAUCCACACCAAAGGGCUAGGAAAAUCGAACAGCCAGCCGCUAUCGCCCUCAGGAUACGACACCCCAAGCGGAAUGAUGACCCCUACAAUUGCAUCCUCGGGACACCUCACUCCCAGUGGAGUACAGACGCCCCCCAUCGCGCACUCUCGAGACGGAAGCUACUCAAAUGUCCGCCUUAGCACAUUGGGACCACAGCAGCGAAACACCAUCGUAUACAGCCGACCUCCGACUCCUGGCGCCAACGAAACCCCCAAGUCAGGACUAGGCAGGCAUCUAUCACUUGGUGUGCGAUCUGGACCAGGCCACAGCGUACGUCGCGGCCGCCGCCGUCUGAGAAAUAGUAUGGGUCAUGAAGAGAGUGCCAACGCGUCAAACACUGAGGAGAGUAGCGACGACGAUAUCAUGCACAACGGCUACUCUGGUGAGGAUGAGUACACACUUACUCCUGAACAAGCGGAAGAAGGCCGUCGGAUGGAAGCAGCGCAUCAUCUGGAUACCCAAAGACAACCCCCAGCCAGAGACUUCUUUAGCGUGAGACACGCAAGCCAGAGCUCACUGCCGCCCAGAUCUGUGCUCUCUCCAGGCUCCCCUGGAAGCCCCGAGCCCGAAGAGGCUUAUGUGUCACCCGCAAGACCCUUUCCCAACGAACCUGGAAACCGCAUGAGCAACGCAUCGGUGCUUUCGGUUGACUCCAUCAUUGGUGAGAAGAAAGAUUUCAAGUUACAAAAAGUCGAUCCCUUCUUCACGGACAGCACCGGUGAAUACUACCGAGCUUUUGAGAAGAAAUUGGAGGCUUUGAACGGCCACAACUCCGAAUCACAACUCUGUAUUGAAGAGUACUUGGUCAAGAGCGAGAAGAAGUGGUUUGGUAAGUUCCGGGAUGCCAGACUUGGCCGCAAUCAGUCCCCAGCUUCUUCGAUCUUCCACGGUAAGCUCGAAAACAGUUCGCCCAUGGGCUCAGAUUCCAAUGUCAAUAUGGGUUCGCGGGAAAGCGGAAGCGAGGAACAACGAGAGAAGGAUGAGUUUCUUCUGGGUAACGACUAUGUUCCCCCCACUGGACUCAGGAAAUGGAUGCAAAUCCGAAUCGGCGAUUGGCCGGUGUAUUCACUCUUCCUUGGCCUUGGGCAAAUCAUCGCGGCCAAUUCCUACCAAAUCACUCUACUGACUGGCGAAGUGGGUGAAACGGCGACAAAACUCUAUGGAAUCGCGACUGUGUACCUGGUCGCUUCGAUCGUCUGGUGGUUCUUCUUCCGUUUCUUCAAGUCGGUGUUUGUCCUUUCACUUCCUUGGCUUCUAUACGGACUGUCGUUCGUUAUCAUCGGAGUCGCUCACUUCGAAGGUAACACUUUCGCUCGCGGCUGGAUUCAAAAUGUUGGUGCGGGCGUGUACGCUGCAGCAUCAGCCAGUGGAUCCCUGUUCUUUGCCCUCAACUUUGGCGACGAGGGCGGAGCUCCUGUCAAACAGUGGGUGUUCCGCGCGUGUCUGAUCCAGGGUAGUCAACAGGCCUACGUGAUUGGACUAUGGUACUGGGGCACAAGCAUCUCCCAGGCGGUCCAGAAUGGAAACACCAACGUUCAAGCGGGUAUUACGGAAACGUGGAAGAUGACGGCUAUUUGCCUGCCCAUUGCAGCCUUCCUCUGGGUCAUCGGGCUCUUGAUCUUCUUCGGUUUGCCAAGCUACUAUCACCAGACACCCGGAAAAGUCCCUUCAUUCUACAAGUCGGUGUUCCGGCGCAAGAUCAUCCUCUGGAACUUUGUGGUUGUUAUCUUACAAAACUUCUUCCUGAGCGCGCCAUAUGGCCGGAACUGGAGCUUCCUCUGGAACUCAGCACAUGCAAAAGCCUGGGAAGUUGGAAUUCUCUGUGUCGUCUUUUUCGGCUUCGUUUGGGCUGCGUGGUUGGGCUUGUUCGGAUACCUCUCCAAACGCCAUAGUUGGAUUCUCCCCGUCUUCGCCUGUGGUUUGGGUGCCCCCCGGUGGGCCCAGAUAUGGUGGGGUGUCUCCGGCAUAGGGCUCUUCCUCCCCUGGGCAGGUGGCUAUACCUCGGGGGCCCUUGCCUCCCGCAGUUUAUGGCUGUGGCUUGGAGUCCUGGACUCCCUGCAGGGCGUCGGGUUCGGUAUGAUUCUACUCCAGACGCUGACUAGGAUGCACAUUUGCUUCACACUUCUGGCAUCACAAGUGCUGGGUUCGAUUGCAACAAUAUGUGCAAGGGCAUUCGGGCCGAACAAAAUCGGACCCGGACCCGUAUCCCCGGAUAUCUCGGUAGAAGUAGGCGGCCUGGCGAAUGCUUGGUUCUGGCUUGCUCUCUUUUUCCAAUUACUCAUUUGUGCUGGAUUCCUGAUGUUCUUCCGAAAAGAACAACUCACAAAGCCUUAAUCCGGCUUCAUUCUCACUACUUGGCUCGACCAUUAAAGGCUGAGUCUAAUUCACGAUAAUUUAAGACUGAAGAGGGGACGAACAGUUUCAACACACCAUCUACACUCACAUAUGCACGCCUUGUAUAUUACCAUCCAUCCUCUCUCUCAUCGGCACGACCGGUUGCAUUGCAUUGCAUCAUACCACAUUCACGUAUAUAUACCUGCGUGAUUUUAUCGUUCUUUCUAUUUUGGCUACGAAGUCUCUGCAUUCUUUAACGACCCGGAUGUGUUUACGCUCGUUUGAUACCACGCCUGCAAUUUGGGUACACGAUUAUGGGCUAUUGAUUGAUUGCUGUUAUGAGUCUGAUCCCAUGGGAGGAUGAUCUGCUUGUUUUGGAUUGAUGAUGCGUUUUAUAAUAUAUUUCUGGGGUUCUUUAUACUUUGUUUGGUUUUGCUGUUGGUUGCUAUACUUUUGAUGUCAUUGAUUG